Messenger RNA from Cavia porcellus (domestic guinea pig), 3554 nucleotides. RefSeq names its product coagulation factor II thrombin receptor (gene F2r). Gene Ontology annotation, cellular component: plasma membrane. The record is from RefSeq and is a predicted model, not a curated record. Gene Ontology annotation, biological process: phospholipase C-activating G protein-coupled receptor signaling pathway; thrombin-activated receptor signaling pathway; positive regulation of blood coagulation. Gene Ontology annotation, molecular function: thrombin-activated receptor activity. Bases 449 to 1729 code for a protein of 426 amino acids. The transcript is spliced from 2 exons. Lineage: Eukaryota; Metazoa; Chordata; Mammalia; Rodentia; Caviidae.
AGGGGGCCCCUGCAGUGACAGAUCGGAGCGCUGGAGAGAUUUGCUGGUGGCGGCUGAGGGUCUUUACGAUAAAUCCUCCAACGGGGUAAAAUGCAGUGAAUCCUGUCCAAACAUCUGGGGACAGCCCUGUCCCCACAACAUAAACUUAAAUCCAUUUCCCCUACACUGCAAGAACAGGCGAUACACCCAUUUUCCGUCCAGCCACCGAGCUGCAACCCGAACCGACGGCAGCCAAGGGCACACAACCGGGACAAAGCGCCAGGGCGCACGUGUGCGGCAGAGUGGCCGCGCGGGGGCGCACGACCUGAUCGCCCGGAGCGCCCCUCCGCGUCUCCGUGUCUCCGCCCCUUGCAACCCCGGCCCCACCGCCGCCGCCCGCGGGACCCGCAGCCUCCUGCUGCCUGCGGCGCCCAGCGGGGCCGAACGGAACCCGCGCCGCGCGGAGACCAUGGGGCCGCGGCGCCUGUUGCUUCUCGCCGCGGGCCUCAGCCUGUGCCGUCCGCUGCCGACGAGCGCCCGGGCCCACGAGCCAGGGUCCAGAGCAGCAAAUCCCACCUUGAACCCCCGCUCGUUCCUUCUCAGGAGCUCCAAUGAGGAAUUCGAACAGUUCCCUAUGGACGAGGAAGGGGAGGCGGACAGCAGCACGGCGCCUGAAACCAGAAACACUUUCUUCAACAAGAGCAGUCCCCUGCGGAAGCCACACCAGCCCUUCAUCUCGGAGGACGCCUCAGGCUACCUGACCAGCUCCUGGCUGACCCGCUUCGUCCCCUUUGUCUACACCACAGUGGUGCUCGUCAGCCUCCCGCUGAACCUCCUGGCCAUCGCCGUGUUUGUCCUGAAGAUGAAGGUGAAGAAGCCGGCCGUGGUCUACAUGCUGCACCUGGCCAUGGCAGACGUGCUUUUUGUGUCCGUGCUGCCCUUUAAGAUCAGCUACUACUUCUCCGGCAGCGACUGGAAGUUUGGCUCUGAAAUGUGUCGAUUCACCACGGCAGCCUUCUAUGGUAACAUGUACGCCUCGGUCAUGCUCAUGACAGCCAUCAGUGUGGACCGCUUCCUGGCCGUAGUGUACCCCAUCCAGGCCCUGUCCUGGCGCACCCUGGGGAGGGCCUCCUUCACCAGCCUGGCCAUCUGGGCUAUGGCCAUCGCUGGGGUGCUGCCGCUGCUCCUCAGGGAGCAGACCGUCCAGGUCCCGGGGCUCAACAUCACCACCUGCCAUGAUGUGCUCAAUGAAACGCUGCUCGAGGGCUUCUAUGCCUACUACUUCUCAGCCUUUUCAGCCGUCUUCUUUUUUGUGCCUCUGAUCAUUUCCUCCAUUUGCUAUGUGUCCAUCAUCCGGUGUCUCAGCGCUUCCACGGUCGCCAGUCAGAGCAACAAGUCCCGGGCUGUGUUCUUGUCGGCAGCUGUCUUCUGCAUCUUCCUCAUCUGCUUUGGGCCCACCAAUAUCCUCCUGAUCACGCAUUACUUGUUCCUGUCUCACAGUCCCGCCACGGAGGCCGCCUACUUCGCCUACCUCCUCUGCGUCUGUGUCAGCAGCGUCAGCUGUUGCAUCGACCCUCUGAUCUACUAUUACGCCUCCUCUGAGUGCCAGCGCCACCUGUACAGCAUCUUGUGCUGCAAAGAAAAUGUGGAUCCCAACAGUUACAACAGCAGCGGUCAGUUGAUGGCAAGUAAAAUGGACACCAUCUCUGCUAACAUGAAUAAUAGUAUCUACAAGAAGCUGUUAACUUAGCAAAAGUGACUGCCAGUCAGUUAAAAAGAAAGGUUAAAAAGGUGAAAAGCUCAGGAAUUCUGUUAGUCCCUGGAAAAAUUACUUCAUCACCUAAAAUAACAAAUGUAUGAUUUGCAUACCUGCUUCUUAGGAGAGCAUCGAUAUUGGUUAAUUACCGGAAAAAGUAACAGGAAUGAAAGGCAGUAUUAUUCCAAGGGAGAAUUGCUGGUGCUACGAUAACUGAAUGUCACUUUUUAUAUGUAUAGGUGACUCAUAUAUAUGUAUGUGUAUGCACACACAGGUAUUAUCUGCAGCACGGUAUGGUUUAGGCACUUUGAAACCCUCUCUUUUUGCCCCUAGCAAUUAGAGAGAGAGAGUGAAAAAUACAGUGUGUAAAGUCUGAGUCUCUGACUUGAUCUGCAGAGUCUAGGCUGGUGAAAUUUUAGCCCUGAACCUCUGAAGAUGCCUGAAUAGUGACAGAUUCCAUAGUUUAGACUUAAACAUGGACGGCAUAUGUCUAUAUGUCACUUAUUUUGCAGAUAUGUGUAUUUUAGAAUUGUUUGACAGCAAUGUUUAACUAAUAGAAGGAUGAGACUUGGUAGUGUCAGUGGUUUAGAUUUUGAAAGCUGUCAAGACAUCUGAAAAGCCUGUUUGCCAUAGUCGGCAGCUGGCACUGUAUUGUAUUUGUGAACGGAGACCAAGCGCAUUGCCACAUGUGACUGCAGUGGGCCUUCCCGAGCUGCCCACCUCAGGAGCUGACCCGGCUGGACUGGGGACUCCAGGCGGGACCCAGUGAGAUCCAGGCCACCAAACUCUUCUGGGCUUCCUGAGGCCCCAGAUGUGAACCACACAUGUCUGUUAGAAACGGGCAAAGCCGGGUAUGAUGUCCAGGAGGCAGCAGCCGUCAGAGGCUUCUCUGGCUGUCUUGGACCAGGGGAACGCCUGCAGCACCCUGACCAGGACUGAACCCUGCCCUCAGGAGAGCAUCAGGGGCAUUAUGUGGAUGUUGGGUGAUACAUUGAUGAACACUAGGCAGUGCCUCAAGCCAGGUGUCACCCAGUGCAUUUUUUCACCAGCGAGACCUGCCUGCAGAAGAGCUGGAACACUUGGUUUCUGAGGCCAGUGGUUGUCACAUAAAAUGAAAACAUGACAGAGGAUGCAUAUUUUUAAAAACAAGUCAUUCGGCCUACAUUAACUGGACAGUAUUUAUUUAUAAAUGUUUUGUUCAAAGAUAAGUUUUCAAGACUCAUUUAUGGCAGACUGGUUAGAAAUAACAGGAGAAAAUGGCUUUGGCAUUGAAAUCUAGGAAAAUUAUUCUGUGUUUUUCAGUUUCCUUAAAAGUUAAUGAAAUGACUGGAGAUAUAGCUUAAUGGCACAGUGCCUGCCUGGCAAGUGCAAGGUCCUGACUUCUCUUCCAAGUGCAAAAAAAAAAAAAACAAAAAAAAGAACAAUUAAUGAAAUGGCUUAAAUUUUUAACUCCAUGAUAAGUAUCAAGCAUAGAAAAUCUUCAUAAGUUUAGCAAAGUAAGUGAAAAUUAGGUUGAAUUUUUUUCUCCUGAUUAAAAAGCAGUGGCAUUUUAAACAGAAGUGGGAAAGUUGCAAGAUAAAUGUUUAUCUAUUUAAAAAAGCAAAGUAUUUCCAAAUAUCAGAAUAAUUUACAUGAGAGUAAUAUAACUGUAUUGUAAGUAGAAGCUACCACUGAUUUUAUUAACUCAGUUAUUAUAUUUACUGUCAUUAUUUAGUCUGUAUAUAUUAAAAUAUCUGUCGUCACAGUACUUAAAUGACUUCAGUUUUAUGUUCACUCUUUUUAAAAUGUCACAUAAUCUAUUAAUAAACGUGAAAACGUG